Messenger RNA from Lutzomyia longipalpis, 2562 nucleotides. RefSeq names its product calcium-binding mitochondrial carrier protein Aralar1 (gene aralar1). Gene Ontology annotation, molecular function: calcium ion binding; L-glutamate transmembrane transporter activity; L-aspartate transmembrane transporter activity. The coding region runs from base 332 to 2395 and encodes 687 amino acids. NCBI's taxonomy places the organism in Eukaryota, Metazoa, Arthropoda, Insecta, Diptera, Psychodidae. The transcript has 7 exons. Gene Ontology annotation, biological process: L-glutamate transmembrane transport; aspartate transmembrane transport; malate-aspartate shuttle. The record is from RefSeq and is a predicted model, not a curated record.
GUAGAGAUAUUUCCGUUCUCAACUAUACACUUGAGCGCGCGCCCAUGUAGUAAUGUGCGGGACAUUGGCUGAAGGAGUUGCAAGUGCGAAUUCCCUGUAUUUCUUACUUGGUGCCGUGAAGAAAAUGUUCCACGCGCUCCAGUAGAUUUAGCUGCGUGUUGAGAGAUUUUCCAUCUUCUUUUAUUUCAUUUUUAUUUGAGUGCAAUACGUUUCCGGUUAACCCAAAAAGACGAAGGAAAGUGUGCCUGAAGCACAUUACUCUCUGUGAAAACCUUUUGUGGAGAGAGGGCUAGUUGUUGUACAAAUACACAGCAGAAGAAGGAAAAAAAAAAUGCUUGCUUCCACCUCAAGGGAGGGAGCUACAGCAGCUCCAAAAUUGCCCUCAGCUAUUGAGGGACCAACACAUAUAAAACGGGCAUCAACUGAAAAACUAAGAGAAGUCUUCCUUAAAUAUGCAUCACAUAAAAAGGAUGGAAAAUUGUACAUGACUGGUGAUGAUUUCGUGAGAGGAUUUUUGGGUCUUUUUCCGGAGACGGCGUACAAUGAGGAAUCUGUAAAACUUUUGGCGGGAAUUGCAGAUACAAGCAAAGAUGGACUUAUCUCCUUUGCGGAAUUUCAAGCAUUUGAGGGACUUCUCUGUACACCAGAUGCUCUAUAUAAAACAGCCUUUCAGCUAUUCGAUACCCAAGGCAAUGGGACAGUUGCAUAUGCGGAUUUUGUGAAUGUUAUAAAGAAAACAACUUUGUAUGCAAAAUUACCCCUAAAACUCGAUGGAUCCUUUAUGGAAAGGUACUUCGGGAGGGAUAAAAAGAGAGCCAUAAACUAUGCGGAAUUCAGUCAAUUUUUGCAUGAUUUCCACGAGGAAUAUGCUAUGGAGGCAUUUCACAGCAAAGAUCCCACGGGAUCGGGAUAUAUUUCCACCCUUGACUUUAAGGAUAUUAUGGUUAAAGUGAAAAAGCACCUUUUAACACCUGAAGUUAAGGACAAUCUCAUUGCUAUCACAGAAGGAAAGAAAGUCAGCUACCCUUACUUCAUGGCAUUCAAUUCGCUCCUCAACAACAUGGAGCUGAUUAAACGGAUCUACCUCAAUGCAACAAAUGGCAAUCGGAUACAGCACAUAACAAAAGAUGAAUUGCUACACUCUGCACAGAUUAUGAGCCAAAUUACUCCACUAGAAAUUGAUAUUCUCUUUCAAAUGGCCGGCGUAAUCCAUCAAACUGGGCGAAUAGUGUACAGUGAUUUGAGCAAUAUUGCACCUGAGCACUAUGCUAAGCACAUGACACACCGUUUGGCGGAGAUAAAAGCCGUCUCAAGCCCGGAUGAUCGAAGUAUCUUCAUUCAAAUACUCGAAAGUGUGUACCGUUUCACACUGGGUUCAAUUGCGGGUGCAGCAGGUGCCACAGCCGUGUAUCCAAUUGACUUGGUGAAGACACGAAUGCAGAAUCAGCGAUCAGGAUCGUUGGUUGGGGAGGUGGCGUAUCGCAAUUCAUGGGAUUGCUUCAAGAAGGUAAUUCGGCACGAGGGUGUGCUUGGUUUGUAUCGUGGUCUUGUGCCACAGUUGGUUGGUGUUGCCCCCGAGAAGGCCAUCAAACUGACCGUUAAUGACUUUGUCAGAGACAAAAUUGGCACAAAUGGUGUUAUUCCGCUCUAUGGAGAAAUCCUGGCGGGUGCAUGUGCCGGUGCGAGUCAAGUGAUCUUCACCAAUCCAAUGGAGAUUGUCAAAAUUCGCCUUCAAGUGGCGGGAGAAAUUGCCGGUGCGGCUAAAGUACGCGCGUGGAGUGUUGUGAAGGAAUUAGGAUUAUUUGGACUGUACAAAGGAGCACGAGCUUGCUUACUGCGAGAUCUUCCGUUUUCUGCCAUUUAUUUCCCCGUGUAUGCGCACACAAAACAAAUGUUCACCGAUGAGGAUGGAUACAACAGUCCAAUCUCUCUCUUGUUGUCUGGGGCAAUUGCUGGUGUUCCUGCUGCUGCUCUCAUGACUCCUGCCGAUGUCAUCAAGACACGACUGCAAGUGGUUGCGCGUACGGGUCAGACCACGUACACGGGCAUUUUGGAUGCUGCACGAAAAAUAAUACAAGAAGAGGGUCACAGGGCUCUGUGGAAGGGCACAGCGGCGAGAGUGUGUCGAUCAUCGCCGCAAUUUGGCGUCACCCUCCUCACGUAUGAGCUGCUGCAGCGUCUGUUCUUCGUGGACUUUGGCGGAAGCCGUCCUGUGGGAUCUGAAGUGAAGAAGGUGAAGACAGUGGAACCGACUGUGUUCAAACAAAAUGCCGAUCACAUUGGUGGCUACCAGGCGGCUGUACCGAUUGUCAAUGGGAUUGAAACGAAAUUCGGUCUGUCUCUGCCACGAUUUGCCUCCUCAAUAGGUACAUCAGCAUCUUCAGCAAAAACGUGAUGAAAAAUUUUGUAAUUUCGGGGGGUUGUUGUAAGUUUUCCAAAAAAUACGGUUAAAAAUAUUUUUUAGUAAAAAAUUCUUUUCACGCAAAAAGUGUCUUCAUUGUAUGAAAUACUAAUAAAUGGAAAAAAAUAAAAAUUCCACAAUUAAAUUGAGGAAAAAGCUGA